ACAGGAUGUUUCGUCUUAACUCACUUUCUGCCUUGGCAGAACUGGCUGUGGGCUCUCGAUGGUACCAUGGAGGAUCACAGCCCACCCAGCUCAGGCGAAGACUAAUGAUGGUGGCUUUUCUGGGAGCAUCUGCAGUAACUGCAAGUUCUGGUCUUUUGUGGAAGAGGGCCCAUGCAGAAUCUCCACCAUCUGUAAACAACUUAAAGGCUGAAAUUGGUGAAAAAGAGAAGAAUAGAGAUGAAGGGGAAGUUUGUAACCAUGAAAAAAAGGCUACAGAUCCUGAACCUUAUCCAGAAGAGAAAAAAAAGAAACGUUCUGGAUUCAGAGACAGAAAAGUGAUGGAAUAUGAGAAUAGGAUUCGAGCCUACUCCACACCAGACAAAAUCUUCCGAUAUUUUGCCACCUUGAAAGUCAUCAAUGAACCUGGUGAAACAGAAGUGUUUAUGACUCCACAGGAUUUUGUGCGAUCCAUAACACCUAAUGAAAAACAACCAGAACACUUGGGUCUGGAUCAGUAUAUAAUAAAACGCUUUGAUGGAAAGACAGAGGUAACCUAUUGGAUAGUUGUGUACCUGGAUGCUGGUGUGGUGGUGCUUAAAAUUUCCCAGGAACGAGAAAAAUUUGCUGAUGAAGGCAGUAUAUUUUACACUCUUGGAGAAUGUGGGCUCAUAUCCUUUUCAGACUACAUUUUUCUUACAACUGUUCUUUCCACUCCUCAGAGAAAUUUUGAAAUUGCUUUCAAGAUGUUUGACUUGAAUGGAGAUGGAGAAGUAGACAUGGAGGAGUUUGAACAGGUUCAGAGCAUCAUUCGUUCCCAAACCAGUAUGGGUAUGCGCCACAGAGAUCGUCCUACUACUGGCAACACUCUCAAGUCCGGCUUAUGUUCAGCCCUCACAACCUACUUUUUUGGAGCUGAUCUCAAAGGGAAACUGACGAUCAAAAACUUCCUUGAAUUUCAGCGUAAACUUCAGCAUGAUGUUCUGAAGCUAGAGUUUGAACGCCAUGACCCUGUGGAUGGGAGAAUUACUGAGAGGCAGUUUGGUGGCAUGCUGCUGGCCUACAGUGGAGUGCAGUCCAAGAAGCUGACUGCCAUGCAGAAGCAGCUCAAGAAGCACUUCAAAGAGGGAAAGGGUCUGACAUUCCAGGAAGUAGAGAAUUUCUUUACUUUCCUAAAGAAUAUUAAUGAUGUGGACACUGCCUUGAGCUUUUACCAUAUGGCUGGAGCAUCUCUUGACAAAGUGACUAUGCAGCAGGUGGCCAGGACAGUGGCUAAAGUGGAACUCUCAGACCAUGUGUGUGAUGUGGUGUUUGCACUCUUUGACUGUGAUGGCAAUGGGGAACUGAGCAAUAAGGAAUUUGUUUCCAUCAUGAAGCAGCGGCUGAUGAGAGGCCUAGAAAAGCCCAAAGACAUGGGCUUCACCCGCCUCAUGCAGGCCAUGUGGAAAUGUGCACAGGAAACUGCCUGGGACUUCGCGUUGCCCAAAUAGUAACCCAGAACUGCAAGAGGGGGCUACCUGUCCACCCCAAGCACCCUGGACCCCCUUGAGCAGAGCCUCAGCAUAGCCCUUCGUGCUGCUGCUCCUGGGUAUAGUGCUUCCUUCCUCCUAGGAAUGACCUCAGGAUUCUGCUGGUUUCCCCUUGUCACCCCUCCCCUGUCCCGGUUCCACUAGGCUCUGAUUCUGCCCAGUGAUUAUCCCCAUAGGUUGUCAAAAACAUGAACAAGUCUUAAAAGCUCAGACAUUUGGCAUCUUCAGCAGCACUACCCAUUCAGGCGCCCUAUGGAUAAAGAAUGCAGGGAACCAUCCGCACACCUGCCAGCCCUGGGAAACAUCCAGUUCUCAAGUCAUGUUUGCUGUGGAUUUAUAUUAACAAGAACAUUCCUUGCCUCUCCUCCUACUGGUAUUUUUAAGCUACAAUUUGGGAAAAUCUCUGGCAGGCAAAAGGAAGUCAGAGAAGAUGACCCAGUCACCCUGAACUGGCAAGAAGCCUGGGCCAGAGGAGGGGUCUGUAUGGCCACUGGGGUAGCUCCACAUCUGCUCCAGAAAGGUAGUGUGCUCACAGCAGAGCAAGAUUCGAAAUUUUAAGUCAUUGCUUCGAGGCUCUCUCCACUCAUCUCUCGGGCUCUAUGCGAUGACUCCACCAUGACUCUGUGUUUAAUGAGCAACCAUGAUUGAGUCCAUGUUUCCUGCAAGUGCCAUCUCCCCUCCGGGAGUGGAUCUCUGAAGCUGAGGCCUGGCUCAGAGCCUGUCUGCCCUGUGUCUUAAAUACUUGUAAAAUGUCACUUUAAUUACAUAGUAGUUUGCAAUAAAUACCCCCAAAGACUCU
Carlito syrichta (Philippine tarsier) is the source of this 2325-nucleotide messenger RNA. RefSeq names its product mitochondrial calcium uptake 1 (gene MICU1). Lineage: Eukaryota; Metazoa; Chordata; Mammalia; Primates; Tarsiidae. Bases 6 to 1487 code for a protein of 493 amino acids. The record is from RefSeq and is a predicted model, not a curated record. The transcript is spliced from 12 exons. Gene Ontology annotation, molecular function: calcium ion binding. Gene Ontology annotation, biological process: mitochondrial calcium ion homeostasis; calcium import into the mitochondrion. Gene Ontology annotation, cellular component: uniplex complex.